CCACUCUGACUUAACCUUCCCUUGUUCGUUCUCCUUUGUUCCUACAAAGGGUUAAGUCCAUUAACCUCAAAAGUUUCUCCCAUUUUGCACCGGACGGGAAAGCGGAGGAAUCCAUGGCGACCCAAAGUGGCGAACGGACGCCUGUUGAAAUCUACAGUCAGUUGGAUGGUGAAAAUAGCCAUGUUGCGAGGACUAAAUCUGAUACUAAACCGGCAUCCGGGGAGCUACCGACUAAGCUUCCCAGAAAGAUGAAAAAAUCCGCUACUGUAAAGUCCGCUUUUCGACAUUUUAAAGUAGAUGACAUCGUUGAAGCUCGACGGCCGGCCACCGUGAGGGAUAAAGCCAUGGAGGAAGACGAGGAAGAAGAUGAAGUGGAUGCCAAAGCGGAUGAUUUCAUUAACAAGUUCAAGCAGCAAUUGAAGUUACAAAAGCUUGAUUCCAUCAUUAGGUACAAAGAGAUGGUAAACAGAGGAAGUGGAAGAUGGAAGUAA
This is a messenger RNA of Hibiscus syriacus, 491 nucleotides long. RefSeq names its product pathogen-associated molecular patterns-induced protein A70-like. Bases 114 to 491 code for a protein of 125 amino acids. The transcript has a single exon. The record is from RefSeq and is a predicted model, not a curated record. NCBI's taxonomy places the organism in Eukaryota, Viridiplantae, Streptophyta, Magnoliopsida, Malvales, Malvaceae.